Molecule: messenger RNA, 3663 nt
Organism: Dichotomopilus funicola
Lineage: Eukaryota; Fungi; Ascomycota; Sordariomycetes; Sordariales; Chaetomiaceae
Exons: 5
Coding region: 1-3663 (1220 amino acids)
Biological process (GO): regulation of DNA-templated transcription; DNA-templated transcription
Molecular function (GO): DNA-binding transcription factor activity, RNA polymerase II-specific; DNA binding; zinc ion binding
Source: RefSeq, a predicted model, not a curated record
AUGACGACACCAACAGCAUUGACUUCCGCCGGCGGGAAGCGGAGGUCCCGCUCAGAAGGGGAAAGCGACAGGGCAAGCUCAGUACAGCCGAGCAGUCCCGGUGGCUCGUCCUCACGAUCAAGCGCCAAGCAGCAAAUACGGCACCGGGCGUCGGUUGCGUGUGCUUCGUGCCGCGAGCGGAGGAUACGGUGUGUUGUAAGCGAGGGCGAGUCCGAAUGCACCCAAUGCAGACGGACAGGGGCGACGUGCAUCAUCAAAGAUGAUGAUGAACGGAGGAGACCCAUCUCGAAGGCGUACAUGUCAUCCCUAUCGACCCGGAUCAGUUUGCUUGAGGGAAUGCUGAAAGAUCGCGGAGUGGUUCCUCCUCCAGCGAUACACCCACCGAAGACGAGACAGGAGGCACAAGCGCGGCAACACGAGGACCAAAGCCAAGACGGACACCACUAUCAACACCAGCAGACCAACCAUGAGCCAUUCGUGAGCUUAGAGCCACUACUGAGCCCAGGCACGAAAGCAACACCCCCAAUGUUCCAUCACCCUCCCACUCCACCAGGCUCCGGCGACGAAGACGCACUCACAGCCGAGCCAGACUACGCUACAGGCAUCUCGACAACCGAACCGACCAACUUCACCGCCCUUAUCGACCCUGUUCUCCUCCAAGAACCACCAGAACCGCAACCCACGCCAAAACAAGCCCCACCCCCUCAAGAAACCAGCAUCCGCCAUAUCCUCGCCUCCCGAGGAAGCCUAAUCACCGACCCAUCGACCCAUCAAACCCGCUACUUCGGCCCGACGGCCAACAGCCACGUCUACGCACCACCAUUACCUUCACAUUCAACCCUCAUUCCCACGCAGCCAGACCCCGCUUCGCAACAACACACCCGCCGCGCGGAACAACUCCUAUACUCUCUCCCGCCAUCGAUACACGACCACCUGCUAGGCCGGUUCUGGGAGUACUACAAUGCCUGGCAGCAGGUGGUUCACCAAACAGCCUUUGAGACAGGGCGGGCGACACGGGACGGGCGGUUUUAUUCGGUAUUUCUGCACCUGACCAUGCUGGCGGUGGGGUUCCGGUUUGCGGACUGGGAGAGGGAGGACGUGAAGAGGUUGGCGGUGGACGGGCGGGAGAGUGUGAUGCACCGAGUGGCGAGGGGGUUGGUGUUGGGAGAGCUGGGGCGAUUGGGGGGGUUGGAAGGGGGGACGCAGAUGGGGAGUGUGCCGGGGGUGCAGGGGUUGUUGAUGCUGGCUGCGGCGGAGUGUGGAAUUGGGAGGGAUGCGGCGGGGUGGAUGUAUUGUGGAAUGGCGGGCCGAUUGGCGUUUGAUAUCGGGUUGCACGUUAGCUGCGCAACGGUACCGGGCAUGUCAGAACUCGAAAAGCAGACCCGACGACAAGCAAUGACGGCGUGUGUCAUGCUGGACCGCAAGUGGGCGCUCUUUCUUGGGCGUCCCACUGCGAUCAAGACCCACGACAUCGCUCACGACGUGCUCCCCAGGGCUGGCUACCACCCAGGCCUCGGCAUACCCACGACUACCAGCCGCGUCACCGACAUCCACCGACACCUCUUCGAGCUGCUCGACCUUGCCGGGAAAGUUGCUGACUUCCAAAACACGACCUACGGCGCGGCCCACGAAUUCCCAACCAAGGACCUCGAAGACCGCGCUUACCUGCGCUUUGUAGCGCUAGAACGCCUCUUCCACACUUGGUACCGUCGCCUGCCUGAGUAUCUGACCUGGACGCCCACCAACGUUGAAUCGGCGCCGGUGGGCUUUUUCAUGCUACACCAGCACUUCCACGAGUGCAUGGUUCUGCUGCACCGGCCAUGGGCCAAAUACGGGCCGUUGUCCCUCGAUGGCUAUUCCUCAACCAGCGCCGCCCGGUAUCCCAGCCCAGAAUCACCAUCCAACCAAACCCACGGCCACAAGGGUCCAACCGGGAUGAACGACCUCCCCCCAUGGAUGACCACGGCCUUCUCCCCCCAGCCACAGCCCGACAACCGCGCUUCGCUCUCCCGCAGCAUGUGCACCCAACACGCGAUCCGCAUCGUGCGCGUCUUUGCGCACUACCGCCAGCGUUUCGACGGGCGACGUGUGGUGCUCUGCGCAGUCCAACACGCGGGAACGGCCGCGUUAGCGCUGAUGGCGGCACUAGCGCACAAGAGCGCGGAGCUGGACCACCAUAGUAAUUUACGGUACCUGCAGGUGCUGUCGACUGCGAUUUAUGAUCUCAGCCAUUUGUAUGCGCCAGGCGCGAGGAUGUAUCAAUUGUUGAAGCGGAUGUUGGUCGAGAUUCGGGAGGAGAUGGCCAAAAAUGGAGGUUGGGGGAUUGGUGCGCUCGUAGGGGGCCGCUAUCAGAGCAGCCGUCCCGGGUACUGGCCUCCUGGCAAUGAGAACGAGAACGAGAAUUCCCUCCGCGGCCAAGUCGACCGACUAGAGAUCAUCCAAGAGGAAGAGCCCGAGUACGCCCGCACACACAAACGCCGGCGGCUAUCAAGCCUGUCCUCAGCCGGCGUAGCCACCAUCUCGCCGUCCUUCCUCACCAACAAUACCUUCCAAAGUUGCCCUACGCCUCCAGCAACACUCGGUCAGUCCCCAUCUGAACCGGGGACGUUUGAUCUCGACUCGGUCCACGCCUCGUUCGUGGACUUUAUCAACCGCGGCGGCGAAGGCGAGGGCAUCGAUUCCUGGCCGCCGGCUGCUCUGGAGGGUGGUCCGCUGGGUGUUUCGAUUCCGACUGCUUCUGAAGAGUUGUCAGCUUCUGUUAUGGAUCCCAACCGUACGGCGGAACGCGGUGGCACCGAUGCGAACGCUAAUGCUGAUGCCCAUGUCUCGGUACCCGCGCAGGCGCAAACGCCCAAGACAAAUUCCCCAGACGACGAAACAUCAGCAGCCAAAACAAUCGAGGACUGGCUCGCCGAGCCAAGCAAGAUACCGACCCCUGCCGUUUCAAAAGCAAUAUCCUACUCUUCCGCUCUCCAAGCCCGAAAAAGCCUUUCCCACGCCACUGCCGACGGUACGCCCAUCUUGCGAGAUCCGCACGUCGUGUUCUUGGAGACGCACCUUGGCGGGGUCGACUUUGAUCUCGGUCCUGAUUCGGGAUUGGGACUGGGAGUGUUUGAGGCGGAGGACAUCGACACGAUACACGUCGCAGUAGACAAAAUGGACUGGGCCAUCCCCAACGUGGCUACGGCCGCGACCGCAACUGCCGCCGCGCCUCAUCUGGCAAGCACACCCGGCCCAACUAGUCCUUCCCUUCCAACAAACCUUUCAAUUUCAGGCCUUGGGGUGGUCACCCCACGGCCGGUGGACAUCCCGCCCUCGUCCACAACCCCCAUCACGCUGGAUGAGCUGGCGCAGAGUGUGGAAGAGGCGGUUGGGUCUGCGAGGGCGAGGGCUAAGGCAAGGGCGGAGGCUGCUGCUGCUGCUGUUGCUGCUGCUCCUACUACUACUCCCUCCCAUAGCAAUGAACUAGAGACUGGGGAUGCUUUUACGGGGAUGAGCCCUAUUGAGGAUACCGGAGCGCCUACAGCGAGUUCUGAGAAAGAUGGUGUUGAGAGUAGAAUGGCUACGGGUGGGGUGGUGGGCGAGGGUAUUGGGGGUCCGGGGGCGGUGGAGGUUGGAUCACCGGUUAGAGCGGGGAGUGAAUUGGACUUUUUGGAACUGUGA